Molecule: messenger RNA, 4326 nt
Organism: Ochotona curzoniae (black-lipped pika)
Lineage: Eukaryota; Metazoa; Chordata; Mammalia; Lagomorpha; Ochotonidae
Gene: TRIM25
Product: tripartite motif containing 25
Exons: 8
Coding region: 65-1918 (617 amino acids)
Molecular function (GO): protein binding
Source: RefSeq, a predicted model, not a curated record
UUUUCCUCCGGAGCCUCCGAGAGAUCACUCAGCUCGCUGGCACCGUCAGGUCGGCAGGAACGCGAUGGCGGAGCUCCCACCCUUAAGUGAGGAGCUGUCGUGCUCCAUCUGCCUGGAGCUCUUCAAUGAGCCGGUUACCACCCCGUGUGGCCACAACUUCUGCGGUGUGUGCCUGGACAAGACGUGGGCCCUCCAGGGCCCGCCGUUCCUGUGUCCACAGUGCCGCACCAGCUUCCAGGUGCGCCCGCAGCUGCACAAGAACACUGUGCUGUCGUCCUUGGUCAAACGGUUAGGGUCCGCGGAGCAGGCCCAGGCACCCCCCGACGGCUGGAUGCCACCCGUGCGCCCCAGGGCCCCCAGCGUGGCUGCCCAGGUGGCCUGCGACCACUGCCUCAAGGAGCUCGCUGUGAAGACUUGCUUCGUGUGCACGGCCUCGUUCUGCCAGGAGCACCUGCGGCCGCACCUCGACAGCCCCGCUUUCCUGGAUCACCCGCUGCAGCCGCCGGUCCGCGACCUGCAGCGCCGCAAAUGUCCCCAGCAUAACCGGCUGCGGGACUACUUCUGCCCAGAGCACGGCCAGUGCAUCUGCCACGUCUGCGUGAUAGAGCACAAGACCUGCUCGCCUGUGCCCCUGAGCCAGGCCUGCGCAGACCUGGAGAACAAGCUGCGACAUAAGCUAUCCAUCAUGUUCGGUCAGAUCAAUGGAGCAUCGAAAGCUCUGGGUGAAGUGCAAGCCAGAAAACAAAGUGUGCGGGAUACCAGCAACAGGAAGCUGGAGCAGUUGCGACAAGAAUACCAGAAAAUCAGGGCUCUCAUCGACUCCACGGAGGCCAGCUCAAUCCGGAAGAUCAAGGAAGAGGAGAAACGAGUCAGCAGCAAGUUCGACACCAUUUACCAGGUUCUGCUCAAGAAGAAGAGUGAGAUCGAGGCCCAGAAGGAGAAGGUCGAAGAGGGCCUCAAUGAGGGGGAUGAGUUUGAAUUUCUGGAGAAAGCAUGGAAGUUGCAAGCAAUCUCAACCAAGUCGGUGUACAUCCCCAAGGUGGAGCUGAAUCACAACCUGAUCAAGUAUGUCCACCAGGGCACCGUGGACCUUCAGAAUGUGCUGAAGGAGUCCAUCAAGCAUUUCGAGAAGAAGACCAAAGACCUCCAGGGCCCAGGUGACUCUGGAGACCCUCCCAAGGAAAAAUCCCCACACCCUGCGAAGAAGGUGACGACAACUGCCAUCCCUUCCCCAGCCACAAACCGCCCCAUCUUCGGAGCCCCAGGACAAGUGGUACAUUUGAAACCAACUGGCCCGGAGGCCAAAGCCGACCCCAUGCAGUUGAGCACAUCAGCGGUCAAGGCCAAUGUGCUGAAGGCCUUUUUGGAAAAGACCAGAACCGAACUUCUGGCAUAUUCUUCUAAAGUCAUCUUGGACUACAACACUGCCCACAACAAGGUGGCUCUGUCUGAGAAGUACACCAUGGCCUCUGUGGCUGAGGAACCUCAGAACUACCAGCCACACCCCCACAGGUUCACAUACUGCUCUCAGGUGCUGGGUCUGCACUGCUACAAGAGCGGGGUCCACUACUGGGAAGUGAAGCUACAGAAGAACGACUUCUGUGGGGUGGGUAUCUGCUAUGGCAGCAUGCAACGCCAGGGCCCCGAGAGCCGUCUUGGUCGCAAUAGUGCUUCCUGGUGCGUGGAGUGGUUCAACACCAAGAUCUCAGCCUGGCACGAUAAGGUGGAGAAAACCUUACCUGUCACCAAGGCCACACAGGUUGGUGUGCUUCUGAACUGUGACCACGGCUUUGUCAUCUUCUUUGCCAUUGCUGAUAAGGUCCACCUGUUAUAUAAGUUCAAGGCCGACUUCACCGAAGCUGUGUACCCAGCUUUCUGGGUGUUCUCCACUGGAGCCGUGCUCUCCAUCUGCUUCUAGUGGGAAGCCUGUGGACACUCGGGCUGAGUGCCCAUAGAAUGUCCAAGACUGUAAUGAAAAUGCCGUAUGGGGAAUGCUCCUGGGAGAACUUCCUGGAGAGUCCCCCAUGGUUAGAAGGGUUGAAGGAGUUGGAUGGGUGGGUGGGUGGGGACCUGAAAUGGGGAGGGACUUGGCCAGGGAAAGAGGUGGGGGUCCCUGUGUUGUGGAGUGAGGAGGAGAAGGCAUCACUUCUUCCUGUGCCACUUGGGGCAAGGUGACCUCUUCUCUGCUGUGCCAGGCCAAGCUUUGGGUAGGAGUCAUUGAGUACCUCUUUUUUCUAAGAAGUCUGUGGCCAUUGCAGGUUCUUUCCCAGGCUCUUGGUAUAUGGCCCUUUGGUUUCUGGGUAGGGUUCAGAUUUUGGAGUUUGAAUGUCAUUGCAUCAGAAUGUUCCCAGGCCAGUUACCCGUGAAGUGUGUCCUUUUCCUUUACUGGAAAUUAGCCCUACUACCCUGCCUAUCCUGUUUCCCCAUGACCUCAUGGAUGAUGUCCAGUGGUCUUCAUACCAAGAUCUGAAUCAGGCCUGUCCUGAUUUUGUAAUUCAAGGUCCAGAUAGCCCAGGUCCAGUUUGGACAGAAACCCCUCCUGCUUCCAAAUGUUACAGGCAGCAUCUUGCACAAGUUCUUUGGCUGCUGCCAUGGAGCUGCGUCCAAGCCUUGCUUCCUGUAGCCAAGGGUGAGGGAAUUUGCCUGCUCAGUGUGAUCCUGGUCUGGGUCAGCACAAGAGUGGUGGCUUUGCUCUGGGAGCAGUGUCUUGUCUUCUGACACUCUCCUAGGCAACAGCACCCCCUCUGCAGGACUGUAAGCCGUUGGGCUGACUGGCAUGGAUCCCACGUUGGCUGGCACCCAGCCACCUCAGAUAACUGGAGGCUGCUGCUGUGUUGACACAGCAGGGACCAUACUAAAAUAACUUUUGGGGUGACUGCUGAAGGCCCAAAGGGCCUUACUCCAGACCCCAUGGGAAACAGUAAACAUUUCUUCCCACCCAGCACUGGCCUUUGUGUGGGUCAGAGGCCUGUUGGCAGCUCUGACCCUUCUGUCUUCCUCUUUGGAGCCAAUUCCAGAGGCUCACUUUGAGCAGGCUAAUGUCAGAAAGACAAGGACCAGGGAAGGAAUGAGCUAAUGAGGGGCAGACUGAUGGCUGUGUAUUCUGCAGUUUCUGUACAAUGAAAAUAACCCAAUCCAUUAAGGAGUAGGAAUGAAUGGAUUGCUGGAAUUUUCCCAAGCUCCUUAUAGCUUGACAUUGUCAGGACCCAAAUUCCCAUCCUGUGAUGUGAGUCCAAUUCUGGGUUUUCCUAAGAGGAGAUCACUGGUCAAGCUUCUUAGGCUAUGAAAAUAGGUCACCAUUGGGGAAGAAGACAUCCCAGACCUUUUCUUGUGGAUAUUUGAGAAUCUGGUGCACUUCGGGCCUUGUGCUGGAAUCCCAGGGUGCAGAGUGCGUGGUAUUCCUGACAGGUGCCUGAUCUGUGUCAUCUUCUCACAAGGACUGUGAGUUCCUUGGGAGAGCAACUCUUUGUAGGGAAGACAUCCUUACGGUGUCUGAUAUGCAGUCCUAAAAGUUUUUUCUUCCAUUGCUUCUUGGAAGAAAAGAUAUUUGAUGACCUUGUCUAUACUGGGAGAGGGUCAAGGUGGUCUUUAUGGAUGUCCUGAAACAAGCCUCGCCUGAAGCCCAUUCGUACUUGGGUAGCAGCUGGGCUUCCAGGAGCCAAAGUUCUGAUCCCUGCUGUGGCUCCCUUACGUGUCAGUGGAGGCCACAGGGGUGCCUCGUCCUCCCUGGCCAGCGGUGCCACUGAGACAAGGGAAGCACGGGUUCCCUUUGUGAGAGGCAGUUAAUCAAAGCUGAGGUCUGUGCAAGGUACUUUGGAACUGUAAGUUCAGUCUGCUAUGUGGUGAGACCUGGCCUUGCAGGGCCUCCAUAUAACCCUAGGGUCCUAUAGCUGGACUGUGUCCACCUGUCUCAUUUCACAGAGUGAGGUGGACGAGGGUGACUGUUCCACUCUGAACAGUUCAGCAGGGAGGAGAAGCUUCCUAGCAUGACGGGGUAAAAGUCCUGGUAUCAGAAAUUUCUGGAAACACAAAAUUCUGUUCCAAGACUGGGGGCUGAUCCAGUCUGGUGAAGUAGAGCAAAGGGCAGGGUCUGGUCUCUGAUUCGAGACAGAUUGGCCAAGUCUUCAUCUCUGUAACUGUGAUAAUAGUAUGUUAUCUUUUACCUUAUUUCCCAUCACUCUGCUGAUUUUAAUUAAUCAGAAAUGUUUGAGCUAAUAUUUCUUGAGCUUUUUAAAUUUAGAGUUGAUUUAUUUUUCCCGGGGGAUGGUCAUUGCCAGAGACAGGGUCAAGGGGGCUGAUGUGCUAGAGUCAAAUGCAGCCAGUGGU